Messenger RNA from Colias croceus (clouded yellow), 934 nucleotides. RefSeq names its product fibroin light chain-like (gene Fib-l). Gene Ontology annotation, cellular component: extracellular region. The transcript has 7 exons. The coding region runs from base 1 to 807 and encodes 268 amino acids. The record is from RefSeq and is a predicted model, not a curated record. NCBI's taxonomy places the organism in Eukaryota, Metazoa, Arthropoda, Insecta, Lepidoptera, Pieridae.
AUGCUGCCUUUCGUGCUAGUACUGCUCGCCGCGCAGAGCGCAUUCGCCGCCCCUUCCACCGCUGGAGUUACUUUCUACUCAGUCAACGAAAUUCCCUCCGCACCUGACAAUGGAAACGCUGUUAACAGUUACGUCAUCACCGGCCCCUUCGACUACGUGGACAACGCUGACAUCCCGCUGUACGCACACAUGAUGAUCCAGAUCUUCUCUGACAUGGGCAACAGCCCCAGCCCCGUCAGCCAGGCAUCAGCUCUCAUCCAGUCUAUGGCUGCUUUGGGAGAACUCGCCAACGGCAUCCCUGGGGACUCUUGUGAAGCUGCUGGCCUCAUCAACGCCUUCGCCUACGCCUCAAGCUCCGGCAACAGCGCUGGUCUUACCCCCGCCUUGGUGAACUUCGUUGAGCGUCUCUCCAAUCACAUCGACACCAUCUCCCAACUGAUCGUUAACCCUAACGCUGUCCGUUACUCUGUCGGUCCUCGCGGAAACUGUCUCGGAGGAGGCAGAACUUACCAAUUCGAGGAAACUUGGGAUGCCAUCAUAAACAGCGCUUCACCAGCUCAAAGCGCCCUCCUGAACGAAGAAUACUGCGUGGCCAGACGCAUGUACAAGGCGUUCAACGUGCGCAGUAACAACCUCGCCGCCGCCGUCACCGCAGCCAACAUCCCUCAAGUGUCCCAACUGGCACAGUUAGCUCUUCCUCAGCUCAGCCAGUUCAUGCGCGUUGUAGCCGACGGAGCCAACCCCACGAAUGCGGCUGCAGCAGUCAAGUCCAGCCUACUCCAAGGGCUUUCCAAGAUCCAAUUCUAAACCCUAUAAUUCUCAUUUAUAUGACCAUAUCUAUCUGUAAUCCUGUAUAUAACAACGAAUCGAAAUAAUUAUUUAUGUAUUUGUUAAUAAAUUACACAAAUAAUGUAUAGUAUUGUAAAUAUAAGUA